UAGGCAACCGUGAUGAGAACUGUAUGCCCACUGUAUUUCUGAUAGUGUUAAGUUGACUUCUCUAUGAAACGAGUAAAUUGGGUACAAAAAUUGUUGCAUUUUAAUUCCCGACUUUCAAUUGUGUUAUGCGAUCCAUAGUUGCCCGCUGCUUGAGUUUUUGUUCGGGCAGCAAAUUAGCCCUCGAAAUGUAAUGCUGGGAAAUAGCCGGUUCUGCGGAAUGCCAUAUAAAUACAUAAAGACAUUAGAAUCUCAAGACAAUUACAACUUUCUUGAUGCUUAGUUUGACGUGCGCUUCAGUUAUCGUAAUUAAGUGUUGAAUAACACUCGUUAUCUAAUUGCUUUGGAAUGUUUUGUGUUUAUGUUCAGGGUAGUGAAAGCUUGAACUAAUGCUUCAAACUUUACGUUUUAUUUAUGUCCGCCCUUUUGCACAUAUACGUUUAGUGUUUUGUGGACGGUAAAAUGUAUUUUGUUUGUUUUAAAACAUUUUAAAAAGCUAUCUUCAGUUUAGCAUGUUCAUGUUUAUGACAGCUUAUGGAAAUGAAGAGAUCUGUGACCUGUUUAAAGUAGAGGGAUAUGAACAGCAGAAGUAGUUUGGAAGCUGCUUGUGAGGCUGCAGCCAAAGUCAAUGCUGUGCUUAUAGCAAAAGGGAAACUGAAGCAGCCAUCACCACAAAUAAUCAAGGUUGGUAACAGUUUUCGGACAUCUGCAGACUUAUUUACUUCUGAGUACGAAAUAAACGACGCUCCUAUUGCUGCUCGCAAUUUGCUCACUAAAGGUCACACUCAGGAAGAGAUUAACCAGUUCUCAGGAGCUGCUGUUUCUACAAGGGGCAGAUAUCUAACGCCGGAAGAGAGAGCUCGCAAUCUUGGUGAAAGACCCCUGUAUCUCUACAUUCAAGCAUCAACAAAACAAUCAAUAGAUUUGGCUCUGCAGAAAAUAGAAGAACUGGUGCAACAGCAGCAACACAUGGAUCAACUGGCAUUGGGACGGUCAAGUAAAUUCAAGUUGGGGCCUCCCCAGCAACAAAACAUGCCUCCACCUCUUAUGAGCCUUCAUACUGCUCUGCCAACUAUGAAAUCUCUUCUGCCUUGGAACACACAAAUGGACCGUUUAACGGAAAAAGUUGUUGUUGGCCUCGAUCAUGCACCACCUUCAUUUGACUUGAGGAACAAGUUGAUUGGCCAAGGAGGUGCGAAUCUGCAUUAUAUUCGGAAUGAAACAGGUGCCAUGGUGACCUUGCGCGGGAAAGGCUCGGGGUUCAUUGAGCCUGGAACAGGCACUGAGACAAUGGAGCCUUUGCAUCUGUGUGUUGAACAUCCAAAAUUUGAAAGUCGUCAAGCUGCUCGACAACUUGCUGCAAAUCUUGUGGAAACUAUGCAACAAGAAUUUAUUCAGUUUCAACAGCAGCAACACCAGCAGCAGCAACAACAGCAACAGCAGCAACAGCAGCAACAGCAGCAACAACAGCAGCAACAGCAGCAACAACCACCUCCACCUCAGCAAGUUAGCCAGCAACCAAUGGGCAGCUUGGCUUUGCAACAUGCUCAAAUUCAAGCCGUGAACGUUGGAGGUCUGCCACAACCAGGACUAGUGACUCUUCAACCCCAAGAAUUAAUGCAGCAACAGCCAGGUACUUUACCAGGACUUGUCACUACCUCCAUCGCACUUCCAGUGGUCUCCAGUGUACCAAAUAUUUUCACCAAUCACAUGAGUCAACCUGUUUCCUUCACAGUAGCACAACUGUCAGGACCUCCUCCCCUGCUGGGAGUUCCACCGGUACCUCCGCCUCAUCUCACUUCUGCGCAGCCAGUUCCACCACAACUGCAGGCUCAACAACCACCACAAGCACCUCCGCCACAGAUGCCACCUUCAGUGGCACAGGCACAGGCUCCACCACCUCCACAAGCACUUCUGGCGCAGCAAGUGCAGCUACCGCCCCCAGGUUUACACAUCCCAACUCACCAGGGCCCUUUGGUGCCCCCACAGCAACCUCCACAGCAGGCGCCGCCCCCUCAGCCAACACAGUCUCCGCAGCAGCAUCUGCAGGCAAGUUGGAAC
Gryllus bimaculatus (two-spotted cricket) is the source of this 2058-nucleotide messenger RNA. The record is from the annotation of a GenBank genome assembly. Lineage: Eukaryota; Metazoa; Arthropoda; Insecta; Orthoptera; Gryllidae.